AUGGUUAAAAAAGUAUUCAAAGACGAAGGAGGGCCCGGACCUUUUGCGUACAAUUUAAAAAGUACAAUUGGACUGCCAAAGAAAACCGACCCUUCUCAUUGGCAGUCACCAGCAUAUUCAUUAAAAUCAAAGUUUAAAGAAAUAAACGAUUUUACAAGUCCUGGUCCCGUUUACAAAAUAGAACAUACAACUCGCUAUGGUCCCGAAGCUCUUACAAAAAUAAAAAUUGCUGAAAAGUUGAACAUAAAAGACAUACAGAAGAGUCCGGGACCCGCUGCAUAUUACCCGUGCUACCCAAAUAGGAAACGAUCGCCUACACCUAAAUUUUUAUUUCGUUUCAAAGAGAAAGAAGAUAUUAAAAUUCCUCCGCUUACUAUGUACUAUUAUACUUAUAAUUUGCAAACGACUUACAAACAAUCGGCCGUUAAUUGUAGGACAAAAGGUUUCACUUUGAAGUGGAGAACGAAAUAUGGCGUGAAGGAAUUGGGUAGCGAGGGACCUGGACCGGCAGCCUACGAUGUCGUAAAUAUAGAUAAAUAUAAGAGCACCACGCCCGGUAAAACAAUUGGAUCGUCCAAGAAGAUAUCAGAGGAAAUGACCAACGCAGUCCCGGGUCCAGGGACUUAUAAUAUAUCAGAAUGUGUCAAAGGCUGUCAGAGAAGGUGUACAUUUGGUGUAAAGCACUUGACAAAACAUCCGCCUUAUGUUACACCAGCAGAUAAUAGUUUGUAA
Molecule: messenger RNA, 732 nt
Organism: Adelges cooleyi (spruce gall adelgid)
Lineage: Eukaryota; Metazoa; Arthropoda; Insecta; Hemiptera; Adelgidae
Product: outer dense fiber protein 3B-like
Exons: 4
Coding region: 1-732 (243 amino acids)
Cellular component (GO): cytoskeleton
Source: RefSeq, a predicted model, not a curated record